Molecule: messenger RNA, 677 nt
Organism: Caenorhabditis sp. 36 PRJEB53466
Lineage: Eukaryota; Metazoa; Nematoda; Chromadorea; Rhabditida; Rhabditidae
Source: the annotation of a GenBank genome assembly
AUGUCGAGGCUGGAUAGCAUCGAUUGGGAAUCUAUGAUCAAUGCGCUCAACGAGGAUCUCGCCUACUUUUACCAGAGUAAGUACUCAGAAAAUCACGUCUUUUAGAUCGAUUUUCUUCAGCGGUCAGAGACUCUCUCCAAAACGACGACAAUCCGAUGCUGGAAAGAUGGAACGAUCUUAUGGAAAGACCGAAUCUGUUAGUUCAAAGUGUUCUGGGUAUAUCUGCAACACAAAUUCUAGAAGCGCUGAUAAGAAAUCUAUGAAGGCAUUGAAACUGAUGGAAAAGGAAUCGGUCGCCAAUCAGGACAAGAAUGGUACUUUUUUUGUCAUUUCUGUCACGUCUAGAUUUGUUCAGCUACGUGCACCAUCUGCAUCGAUGAGCUGUGCAACACGGUGGAACUUCCGGAAGAGCACGUGAUCAAGCCGGAAAUGAAGAUGGACGUCAAGACCUUCUGCUCCACCAUUGCCGUGAUGCCGUGCAAGCAUCGUUAUCAUAUCUUCUGCCUUACUUUGUGGCUAGAGAAGGUUUUCAAUAUAAUCCCUUGUUAUUUCAAUAUCUUCUAACUCAGGAGCAGUCGUGCCCGACGUGUCGUCAAAAAGUCAAGUCGGACACCGAGUACGAAGAAGAAGAGCGUAAGAAGAACAUUGAGGAGCUGCACGACUCCAUGUACUCCUAA